Cheilinus undulatus (humphead wrasse) is the source of this 8694-nucleotide messenger RNA. It is a transcript of the gene zbtb4, whose product is annotated as zinc finger and BTB domain containing 4. Bases 228 to 5711 code for a protein of 1827 amino acids. Lineage: Eukaryota; Metazoa; Chordata; Actinopteri; Labriformes; Labridae. Gene Ontology annotation, molecular function: DNA-binding transcription factor activity, RNA polymerase II-specific; RNA polymerase II cis-regulatory region sequence-specific DNA binding. The transcript is spliced from 2 exons. Gene Ontology annotation, biological process: regulation of DNA-templated transcription. The record is from RefSeq and is a predicted model, not a curated record.
UCACACACUGCUGCCUGUAUGUGUGAGUGUGCACCGCCUCUCCCUGUGCUCUUUCCCUCUCUCUCCCUCUCUCUCUCUCGCCCUCUCUCUCUCUCAUACACACUCAGACGUGCGCAUACACAGACCAAGGGGGAGAGAGAGAGAGAGGGAGAGAGGGAGUGUGAGGGGAGAGAACACAUCGCAGCAGAGAUGCAGCAGGAGGUUUUCAGAGAUUUUGAGGGCUGGUCAUGGUGUCCGGUGAGAAGGUGUGGGACCCCCUCCAUGCGGGCCUUCUUCAGUCACAUUUGAGCGAUAAACACCUGGCUGCGGGGCUCACUCCCAUCUGCAACGCCACAAAGACUGCAAACAACAACUCCAGGUGGCACCAGAGUCAGCGGCUGUCACCUUUCUCUUCACCACCUCCGUCAUUGGUGGCCCGACGACCAGUUCAGGCCUCUUUACCUUUAAACUUCAGCAGCUCAAGCAAGAUCGAAGGGCUGCACAAACCAGUCAAAGGUGUAAGGGUUUUUUCUAACCCUGAAGAAGAGGCAGAGAAAGGGGAAACCGAGGAGCUGGAGAUGAAGGGUAAAAAGCAUGGAGGUAGGGGAGAGACCAUGAUAGAGGACAGGCUGGAGGAUAUAGCUGAUGGACCUAAAAAUGCAAAAAUCACCUUAAGCUUCCCACUUAGUGCCGCCCCACUUCCAGCCUCCCUGACAUCUCCAACCCACUGUCGUAGCUCCUCCUCAUCUUCCCCUUCACCCCAUCGAAAGAGGCCUUCCUCCAAGAGCUCAGAUGAGGGGUCUCUGUGGAAACUGGAUGCUACCACAGAUGUAAAGCACAGACCUUUCAAGCCCCAGAGGCAUGACAACUCUCCGUCCUCCUCUCCAUCCUCCUCCACAUCUCCCAUGAUUGUUCAUGCACUUCUGAAGAAGGAUAUCAAAUCUCCGCCUCCUCUCAAGUGCUCCAAACUCAAUCAAGAGACUCAGUUUCACAAGUCGCCCCCAAGAUCCUCCAGUGGGUCUUUAGGGGGCUGUUAUAGUGGUGAUGGAUGGGAUGAAAGGAACAGGUUGUCCAAUGGUACGGCCUCACCUUCACGAACUGCCCAGAUCCUCUUCAGUCUGGGCACAUCAGCCUUCCAGAGAGGUGGGGAUGCAGAGAGAAGAGAUAAAGUAACAGGGAGACCAGCUGGGAAAGUGGGCAGCCCUCAUGGUCCAAGUCUUCACCCACCCACCCUCCAUCUUCCUCCCCCCUUACCACCACCUCCUCCCCCACCAUCUGAGGGUCUUACUGCACCCCCUCACUCAUCCUCCUACCCCCCUACUGACAGCCUCAAGCCUGAGCUGAUUUGCGGAGUUUGCCACCGGCUUUUCAGCUCAGCCUCCUCCUUAACAGUCCAUAUGCGGCUGCAUCGGGGCAGCCGCGCCCUCAGCUGCCGGUACUGUGGUAAAGUUUUUAUCCACAGUAAGAGACUGCAAUCCCAUGAGGCAUCCUGCAGGGUGUCAGGCCUACCCUCCAACAGCCUAGGCCCUCCUUCUCUCACUGUACAUCCAAAGGAAGAGCCUCUGGAAGAGGGUGAGGUGAGAGUGGAGGGGGGAGUGAUUAUGAGAGAAACAGACAUCAGCAAGGCGCGGCCAGGGAAGAAAGCACGGAGCCUCCUGGCUCGUAUCCAAGGUGAUGAUGCAGCAGCCACGGAGCUACUAGAGGGUGAUGAGAACCAUUUUGUGAAGGUGGUAGAUGGCAAUGUCAUUUACUUCUGCUCUGUGUGUGAGCGUUCCUACAUGACCCUAUCCAGCUUGAAGCGUCACUCUAAUGUACACUCGUGGCGCCGCAAAUAUCCCUGCCACUUCUGUGACAAAGUUUUUGCCUUGGCUGAGUACCGUACAAAACAUGAAGUGUGGCACACAGGAGAGCGUCGCUACCAGUGCAUCUUUUGCUGGGAUGCGUUUGCAACCUACUACAAUCUUAAAACACACCAGAAGACGAUUCAUGGGAUUAAUCCCAGCCUCAUCUCCAGUGAAAAAACAGCUAAUGGGGGUUAUAAGCAGAAAGCUAAUGCCCUCAAGCUCUACCGCCUUCUCCCAAUGCGCUCCCAGAAGAGACCCUACAAAACCUACAAUGACAGUUUGCAUAAUGGCCUGCUACUGCCACAGUCUGAAACACCUUCCCUCUCUCUGCCUGGCCUUGGCUGUGCCCUCGGCCCUGAGGACCUUCAAAGCCUCAUCAGUGGGGCCCACCAUCAGAGUGUAAAGCCUGACCCAGAUGCCUUCCCUGAUGGAUUCCCUGUUUCUGUGGCUGCUGAGCAGAGUGACCUCUCAGCACCAACACCCAUCCCCCAAACUAACACGCCCCAAGUUAGAAAACAUGACAGUGAGGCCCUAGAGUUAGAGCAGGGGAGAUGCAGUGGCAGCUUCAAAAUGUCUAGUAGCGGAAAAACCAAAACUCCUAAGACUGUAAGAGGCACAGAGACAAGCAUGCCGUCUGUGAUAACAUAUGGUCACACGAAACCCUCUGUCAUAGUUCAUGGGACAGCAGUGUCAUCCUCUGUCAUUGUGCAUAGUAAUCAGGUCACCUCUGGAAAUGAAAAAAGUCCAACAAACACCCCAUCUCCUGACACCAGCAACAACCAGACUUUAUACAAGGGCAGCCCCAGGCCUAUCAAAAAGCAAAAAGAGAGUGCAGAGAACCACAGAAAGAGGUCAAGAGACAGUUCAGAUACCGCAGAGGAUCAGUCAAGUGGUAGACAGGAUGCAGAGACGGGCAGAUUAUGUCACAAAUCACGCAAGUCUCAUAACAAGAGCGACAUAUCUAACUCAAAGCAGCUGUCCACAUCUGUAGGGUCACAGGUCAAAGAAGCAGGGCCACUAUGCCAGAUUACUGUGCGAAUUGGUGAGGAAGCUAUAGUGAAGCGCAGCAUCUCUGAGACAGACCUUAGGAGAGACAAGAGCCAUUCUCCUCCAAAAAAUAAACGAAGUGAAACUUCAUCUGUGAAGGAAGCCAAGGAACCUCGCCAUGCUCACUCGCAGCAUCAUCAACAUAAACAUCGCCUCCACCGCAGAGCAAGCCUGGAGGCAGAGCGAGACAAGGAAGGAGGAGAUUGUGAGGAGAAGGAGAAAGAGGGCAGGAAAAAGAACUAUAAAUCCCCUGAUAGGGUGAGAGAGUACUACUUCCGUCAGGAGGUGCGUGAGCAGGAAAGUGACCAUGAUAUGGAGGAUAAUUUAUGGCGGCCUUACUACUCCUAUAAGCCUAAAAGGAAGGCCCAAGCACACCUACAAAGAGUCAAGAGCUGGCAAAGAAAACUGAAGUUUAAGCGUUCCAUCAGGCUAAAGAGGAGGGCAGAGAGGCUCAAGAAUCGAGUUAACAAAGAAACAGAAAAAUCACAAGAUGAGGAAGAGGAGCAGAAGACUGAGACUGUCGAAAAACUGUCAAUAGCUGAUGGAGACAAGGAAGAAGAGGAUAAGUGUGAUUAUCUUUCUGUUCCUAUAAAGGAGAAAAACAAAGCUGCAGAAGAACUAGUUAAGACCAUCUGCCAUGAGAUUGCUACACCUCCUGUAAACUCUCCAAAGCCUCCUGUUUCUACCUCAGUGGCUACUUCGGGAAUAAAGAGGCGACCUUGGACUAAUGGGAAUGCAGCAGAGUGUGGUACAUGUGGCCGCUGGUUCUCCAGCCCAAGGAAAAGAGACAAACACGAGCUGAGCCAUCUGCUGGAGUUUGUAUGCCUCUUCUGCCGAGCUACUUUCCCCUCAAGGGACAAACUAGAGGACCACCAGAGAGUGCAGCAUCCCAAGCCUACUGAGGUAUCCCCUGCUCCCACUAAGGGGGCACUUAGUGAACAAGUUGAAGGGGUUAAAUCUGUGCCAGAGAUUAAGUAUGAUGAAGAUAAAGGAGGGCAAGUGGGCUUAGUAGGAAGUACCUUUAGUACAGGUCCCCUAAGCAGAAGAGCGUUAUCAAGACACACCUGUCCACAGUGUCAUAAGGUUUGCAAGACUUCAUCAGCACUUACUCGCCAUAUCCGACGCCAUGAGUUAAGCAGUUCCCCAGAGCGAGAGAAGGAAGAUAAAGAGUCAAAGCCAAAUACAACAGAGACGGACAUUAACACCGUUAGCAGAGACCCAGACACUGAAACAGCACAAGUACCAAGUGCUCUGUCUGUUUCAGUAAUCAGCUAUUCAUCGCCAGACCCUCCCAGCACCGGUGACUUAUUGGUAUCACAGCAGCAUAAAGACCAGCCCAGCGAACUGACAAAUGAACAUCAGUCGUCACAAUCCAGCGACAAACUUGAACCAACAGAGCUCACACAUCCAGCUCCAGAGAGGGGGCCAAGCCCACAAAUACCAGACCCUCCAUUAGAAAGCCCAGUUAACCUGACACCCACUAAACACAAAUUCACGCCUGCCACACCCUCCACUCUACAGAGCGUCCUAGUCAUGAAUGGACCAGAAUGUCUCGACUACCGCACCCCCAGCAAAAAGAGCCUAGACAGCCAGAUGCACAGAAUACCCAGCCCUGCGCGCAUCAUGGCAUCCACCAACACCUCUCCUAAUGUGCCCAUGACGUCACAGACCAGAAUAACCACUGCUGCUCCUCCUGUUUCCAUGACAACAGCUCUCAGCUCCGAGGGGGGAUUCAUGAAACGGGAUGGGGUCAUUAUGGACAGAGAGAGACAGGGUGGGAGUGGUGUAUUUCUACACGCAAGUUACGAGGAAUCCCCUCUGGUCCAAGAUCUCAGAGUUCACACCCUGUCCAGGAGUCCCUCUCCUACUGAAGCACAAGAUCUGACCAUGUCAUCUAUUUUAGCUAGAGAGAGGGAGAUAGAGAGGCAAAGAGAGAAGGAGAGGGAGCUCGAGAGGCAGAAAGAAAGGGAGAGGGAGAGAGAGAUGUUGAAAGAAAAGGAGAAAGAAAUAGAAAGAGCCCAGAAAAUCAGUCAAGUUGCACCCACUCCAGAGGACCAGGUUUCUCUUUUGAUCCCUAAAGAGGAGCCCUUGAGCCCUGUGCCGUCGCCCCAGCACAUCCCCACUCACACCACUAUAAAUGGCCCCUCCUCACACAGGCACACUCCCAAGUCCCCCCGCAGGUCCCCCUCAACUAUUGGACACUUAACUCAAACAAACCACCAGGUUCACGCCAGUUCACAAGGACUCGACAGACUCACGCUGCCCACUGGAGCAGCUGGUGCCUGUGACCGCCCCUCUGCCCACGCUCUGCUUCUCCCCCGAGCUCCCCAGCCACCUGAGCCGGAGCACCAGGACACUGUUUCUUCCAGAGAUUCCCAGCAGGAGGACACCACCCCAGUGGGCUACCCAGCCCAGAAUUACCCCCUGCCCCUUAUUGUGCCGGAUGGCUAUCGCUCUGGGAAGAAGCAGGAGGAAAACCUGCUCAUGUCCUCAUACCCUGCUGGAGCUCUUCCCUUUGGCCCCCUGGGGAAAAUGAUGGUCCCUAAUGGCGGGGACCUCACUAAGCUGCCAUUUUAUCCAGACCCUUACCAGCUGCUUUAUGGACCUCAGCUGCUGGCCUACCCCUAUAACCUGGCUGCUCUUCCUGUGGCUCUGAACAUGAUGGCACCUGCAGGGGACAAGGUGGAGCCUCUGCCUUUCCUCCCUGCCAUCUUCAACUACGCAGCCACUGCUGGGCCCUAUAUGGGGGCAGCCCCACACCCCCUUGUGGCAAAUCCAAACCUUUACAGCAGCACCAGUGGCAGCAACAAGAAACGAGACAGCAGCAGCAGCAAACCCUAGGACAUAGGAGCACUAUGAGGAAUAUGUUCUACCGUGGACCGCCUGGACUGUUCAGGAUGGGAUUGGGAGGGGUGCGUGCUCACUGAGUCACUGAGUUCACUCACACAGUACCCUUGCCUCUCUUUAGCAAGAAGAGAUCAGGGCUAGGCUUACAUCAGGAGCAGGUUGAAGAGAGAGUAAGAAGCAAAGAAAUGGGGAGAGGGCUGACAUAGACGUAUCAUUACUCCCCUCUCUUUACUCUUGCUCACCUUUCUCCAUGUCUCUUCUGUCUUGCUGUAGUGUGUUAUAGUUUAGAGCUUGAUUAAUCUUCCUCUCUGACUCAUUAUAUUAUCUAUAAGAAUAAGAACUGCUAACAGGGUGUGUGUUGUGUGAAAAAUUAGUUCAGUCUGCUUCCCUUUAUAGUCACUGCAUAACGAGGAUAACCGCUCUUCAGGGAAGGCUUGUGUGGGCAAGGAUAGGGGACGAGACAGUCCGUACUCUACAGAGAAGGAAGUGAAGCAUCAUGCACCUUGUGUAUGUUUAUAGAGAAUGAAGGUUAAAUUCUGUUGCUAAACUGUCCAUGAAAGUUUAGAGGAUGCACAUGUUUCUUGUGCAUGCAGACGUGGGUUAAAGCAGAUAUAACUGCAUAUGCGUGACAGUGGUAAAGUGUGCAUUUGCGAGUGAAGCGUGUGCGUGAAUGGGUGGAUCAUUCCGUGUGAGAGGCACACAGCAUUCCUACUCUAGUUGGAAAAGCUAAUGUAGGUCAGUGCGUAGAGGUGCAUUUAGAAAUGAUUCCAAAUCAUUAAGAAGUCAUUGCUAUGGCUGGAUGUGAUGUGAGUCUGACAAUGAGAUCAUCCGAGCUUCUAACGUCUCAACUAACUUGAGGACGCUGCAGCCGGAUGGCACUGUAGGAUCUGUAUAGCAUUCACCAUAGUUUAUACCUUUUGUGCACAAAAUAGAAAGUAGUGGUCACUUUAUAAAGGGGACACUUGUAGCUGCUUUGGAUAUGUAGCUGGCCACUGGGUAAGGAUUAAUGGCUGGUUGACCAUUGCACUUCUGUUUCUCAUCUCAUUUCCUGAACAUAAAAAAGAAUAAAAACCAGUCAGCCUUCAUCUUGCGUUGCCUUUUCCUCUUUGAUUGUGAGAGGAAAAGAAUUCAUUUCCUAAGCCAGGAAGACAACCAUAACAGAAAAGAAGGAAAAUAAAGAAGGAUUCAGGGUAAUGAGUUAUUUCUGAGAGGAAAAGAAGUAUAGGGCCACAUUACUGUUGGAGUCCAAGUCAGAUGGCCCCACAGAAAUUACCGUAGAGACAACCGUGUUGUCUUGUUUUUUAAACAGAGUGGGGAUUGGAAAUAAACUGAAAUAUUUCCCAUCCUACCCUGUGUCAUUUAAUAAGAGGUAGGAAGGCUGAGCUUAGCAGCCAAAGUGGUGGCCGAAACUCCCCAGUCGCCCUCCUGGGGCCCUUUUGUUCUGUGUAAUGUUAUCUUUAUAUGUUUGUUUUGUUAAACUAUGUUGUUGUUUAUGUUGUUUAGCCCUCUUACUGGGUGGAAAUGGCUUCAGUGAAAAGGGGGGAGUAAACUUAAGAAUAUGAAUGUAAAUUUAGUCAUGAGGUUAAUGAAGUACAGCUACAUUAAUGAUAGAGUUGGUUUCAGUUCAUUUUUUUCUGUUUUGACACAAAUAACCUGUUAAAGAACCGUAUAACGUCUGGUAUGCAUAUAUACAGUAGUCCUAGGAACAUGUCAGUAAACUUGGGUUCUGUAUCCACAAAGCAUGAGCAACACUUGCUUCCUAACCGUUUAUAUCCUCAGCAAAUCUGGCAAUGUGCGCACAGCCUUUGUUUCUUUUCUGGCCUUUUCAUCUUCCAUAUCUCUGUAUUAGUAUAUUUUUAUUCAUUUUAGGCCACAGGUUGGAGUCAUUCCACAGACUAGCUGUCACACGUAUGCCUCACAGUCACUAUCAAGGACCUUUUUUAAAUUCUCCCUCUUCCUUCACUUGCACAUUGCACCUCCUUUGGAUGAAGUACAUAUGUUUCAAUGUGUGCGCAUGUGUGUGUGAUAGUACCGGGACGUCCUUUGAUUUGGGCAGGAGUGUUAAAACACAGCGUGACCAACUGCAGGGGCACACAAGCAUCCUCUUGGGUGUGGUUACAAGCCUUUUGCGAUUAGGCAUAGGUGUUUUUGUGUACGAGAGUGAGCGAGUGCAGGAAUAAGAAAACCAAAAUACUGUAAAUCUGCCUAAGCAGCAUAACCCUUGGCAGUAUAUGGGCCACGUUUUUUUUUUUUUUUCUUUGACACUUUUCUGUGGGUUAGUUUCAAUGUAAAAAAGCCUUGCUGUCUCCAAUACAAUAUCUCAAGCCAUUCCUGUAGAUGGACAUGUUUGUGUUGACGGACCAUUUCUUAUGCCAUAGUUUGCCAUCACUGUUAUUAUACAGACCAAAAGCAUGCAAAUCGACGUAUUGUAGUGACUGGACUGGAAUCUGGUGGUAAUAUACAACUAUUUACUGUAUGUUUUAGUUUAAAUGAAUGUGCCUCUGCUUUGAUAUUUAAUAAUUAUCUCCAGUAAGAUGUGGAUCUGCCAGAUUUCAACUGUUAAGGUGCCUUGUUAUGGCAUAAGAAAUUUGAAUAGUAAAUGAACAUUUUCUUGAGAAGAGACGGUAUAAUUUGGAGAUAGAUUUCAUGGCUUUAUUUGCUAUGAAGCUGUUCAUAGAUGUAGGGGUGUGGCUAAACUGUUUUGGUAUCGUGUACAUGUCUAGGGUAAUACUGUGCCAUAUAGAGCCCACGAAAUAUGUUAAUGUUAUUUUUCAAAGAUGUUUUAAUGUUGCCUGAUGACUUUGUCUUUAGAUUUGAUACAAAGGCUUGUAGCCACAGCUCUCCCAAAGUCUGUAGUCUCCUUUUCUUCUUGUUAUCUCUCCCCUCGUUUCUGUCUCCCUUUCUUUCUCUUUGCUGCAAUCAAACAAAAUAAAGUAUUAACCUGAUGACCCAAUGAAAUCUGCAGGAGUCUGGUCUC